Messenger RNA from Phymastichus coffea, 6239 nucleotides. Its product is annotated as zinc finger protein Xfin-like. The transcript is spliced from 12 exons. Gene Ontology annotation, molecular function: zinc ion binding. Lineage: Eukaryota; Metazoa; Arthropoda; Insecta; Hymenoptera; Eulophidae. The record is from RefSeq and is a predicted model, not a curated record. Gene Ontology annotation, cellular component: nucleus. Bases 195 to 6239 code for a protein of 2014 amino acids.
UUGUAACCUAGAAAAAUUACCUUGUGUCGAGGACGCGGAGAGAAGUGAGCGAAAGGCCUUGGUGCAACACGCAGCAGUGCGCGCAGCAGUUGUUUGUUUGAUCAUGUAAGAGUCUCGCGGCGAGCUCGUGCGUUUUUUUGGUUUGGUUGCGCGAUCGAAGCGUGAAGUAGCGCGCCAGCAGGGAAAGAGGCAAGAUGACGAUGGUGGAGCGGUACGACGAGUUGUGCAGACUAUGCGCCUCGUACGAUGCCGUCAAAAUGGACAUCUUCGGGCAGGAAGGCAGGAACCGACAGCUCGUCGACAAGAUACAAACGUGCUUACCCUUCAAGAUCGUCGAGCAUGACAGACUGCCGAAAUGCCUAUGCUAUCGCUGCAUGUACAAUCUGGAAAAUUUCUACGACUUCAGAACAGCGUGCGUCAACGCGGUGGCCAUGCUGGAGAGAUGUCUGCCGCCGGAAGACACGGUUCCGGAAAUCAAGCAGGAGGAGGACGAGCCUUACUCGGAGCUGCGAAUGGAGCUAUUGAAAAACAAAGAGGGUAUGCCAAUGAUGAUCUCGGAAGCACCGGUGGUCAAUCCGAACGCAGAACUUGGCACUCCACCGAGGCUCAGAUCCGACGGCGAGGCCGAUCCAGACGAUUUGCACAACCACGACACCAGUUCACACGGGGAAGCUCUCGACGACGAUCACAAGUCGGACGAGUACGAGAUGGACAUGGAAACGAAUCCGAGCGACUUCCUGGAGAUGAGCGCAAUGGUGCCCGAAGACGAAGGUGGUUUACCACAGCCGUCACAGCACCAGCAGAAGUUUCAACAUCGCAAUGAACAGCACGAGGUUUACGUGUGCUCGUUGUGCAACAAAGCAUUCAGUUCCAAGGGGCACCUGUCUCUACACGCUAGGAUUCACGUUGGCGCUGGUGACGUGAUCGGCGAGAAAGUCAUUACCGACGAUCACACUUCCUUCAAGAGACCCUAUCAGUGCGAUCUUUGUAACAAAUCGUAUUCCACGGCUAAGCAUCGGUGGGGACACGUUUCCACGACUCAUCGAGGCCAUCCAGCAGUGACGUGCGGCCACUGUUCACGUAUCUACUCGACCCGGACAAAUCUCGAGGAACACAUCAAAUCACGCCACGCUGGUCAACCGCCACCGCCCGAAAUUCAAGUCAAUUACGUGCAACAAGAUUCGCGAUUCCAGUGCAAGACUUGUCCUAAAAUGUACACCAAUAUUACUGAUCUCAACAAGCACAGUCGUAUCUGUCAUGCCUCGCAUAAUAGCCUCAAUGCUCAGAACUCAAAGUUGAGAAAUGCUUUAGAUCCAAACUCAGAUUUAUCGAGCGUGGAUUCGGAUUAUGAGAACAGAGAUUAUAGAAGCGCUGAAGCGAAACUUGCCAAAAAUCCUCAGCUGACAAUCCUCAAACAAGCCUUAAUCAAAGGAGAGAGCGUGAAAAAAGAGUAUGAUGAGAGACAAAAGAUGCUGAGCAAAGCUAAAAAGCAGGCCAAAGAAACCAAUGACGCGAACGGUAAACGAUGGUACUGCGAAGCGUGCCCGGCGAACUUUGGUAGUGCGGAUGAGUUGCGCGAUCAUGAGAAAACACAUGACGCCGAUAAACCCUUCAUUUGUAUUCUUUGUGAGAAAGACUUUGUGUUAAAGUCUUCAUUGAGCAGGCACAUUUUGUCAUCUCACGGUGUUGACCCAACUCCUCUUAUCGAGAGUGAAAAGUGUUUGAAGAAGUCUGUUUUGGAGGCUAAUGCGAACCGACCACUUAUAAAACAGGAGGCUAAUGAUAAUUCAUCGUCACCUAUGUCUGACAACUUAGAUGACGAGGAUCAAGAGAACGGCUAUGACAUCAAGCCCGAUAUGGAAACUGUUUUCGUCUGCGAGAUCUGUACACGCGAUUUUAACGAUCGAGCUUCCCUAUGGUUGCACAUCCGAGCCACACACAAAGAAUAUGCCGCAUUCGCAUGCGGAGUUUGCUUGAAAAUCUGCCAAGAUAAUGCUCAAUUACUAAACCACGUAAACAUGUAUCACGGUGGUUCGAAAUUGCAGAUAUCCGAGCAGAGAAGGUACAGCUGCACAAUAUGCGGCCGACAACACGAUUCGCGAAAAAAGCUCAUUACUCACGUAUCCAUUCAUAACAUCGAUCCAAGCUACGACCCAGCCAAUUACGUGCAACUAAAUACUAACUACUAUAACGAAAGCGUUAAUACCAAUGACAGCAAUAAUGAAUUGAUUAUGGAUUGCGACGACGAGAAGCUCGACUGCUUCGUUUGCUUUAAGUCUUUCCCUAAUGAGGAUCAACUUAUUCGACAUCAACGAAAUGCUCACAAAACUGAACAAAUACAAAUAGGCGAGUUUGGUGGUAAUGGUACUCCUGGUGGAUUAAAUGAUAGUACUAAUCGAGCGCAGUAUCAUCUGUUCUUUGUAUGUGAACUCUGUGGAAGCUCACAUCCUAGCAAGUGGGAAAGGUGGCUUCAUGUUAGCAGCAGGCACGCUGAUGAACCAGCUAUCAGGUGUGAACGUGAUGAUUGCGGUAAAAUUUUCGCUACGAAAACGCUGCGAAACGAACAUACGCAACAUCAUCAUUUACAAGGCAGUGUACCCAAUACCUGCGAGAUUUGCGGCAAAUUAUGGAGCAGUCGAGUUGACUAUUGGAAGCACGUAAUGGGCGUACAUUCGAAUACGGUGCCUCUUGUCUGCGGUGUUUGUCUCAAAGUCUUCCCUGAUGUGAUUCAACUAAGUCAGCAUGUUAAAAUUAAACAUUGGCCCUUAACGAAUGGUGACUUCAGUUGCGAUAUUUGCGGUAGACCAUAUUCAAAUAAGAGCAAAAUGAAAAGGCACAGAAGGAUUCACGGUUUGGAUGAUGAACCUUAUGAGCCUUCUUCCAAUAACGCGAGUUUGGUUAUCAAUGAUGCUUCCAUGGGUGAUAUGUCUGGCUUGCCAGAGCCAAUUCCAAUUGAUAACGGUUUACCUCAACCCAUCGACUCAAGCUCCACGAUGGACCUAAAUUGCGAAAUGUGCGGAAACUUGAAGUUCUCUUGUCUUGACGAACUUAGUAACCAUCGUCGUGUCGUUCACAAUCUUUUCCCUUGCGACUUGUGCAAUAAGUGUUACGGUCGUACCUCUCACCUCUGGAAACAUGUAAAUCGUGUGCAUAAAGGUCACGACGAUGUUACCUGUCGUUACUGUCUGAAAACCAGUGCAUCGAGAGAACAUCUUACAGCACAUAUCGCCAAGAUUCACAGAUACGAGCCUGAGGUUAAGCAAGAAAUUCGUGAGACAAAUAUAAGUUUCAAGCAAGAAAUGGAGGAAGACGAUGGUGUUAUACAUUUCUGCGAGAAGUGUAACAAAUCGUUCAAUAAAAGGUACCUGUUACGUCGUCACAUGAAAGGCUGUCAGAACUACCGCAAAGAUCCGGGUUCUCUAUUGACACGUUGCCGCGCGUGCGAGCGAAUCUUUAAAGACCGCGCAAGUUUACAGAAACACAUUGAGAAUCAUCAUAGCUCAUACGAGUGUCAUCUAUGUAAAAUCACAAUUACAUCGAAACUCGGCAUCAUGACGCACAAUCGGGUGCAUCACAUGAACCAUCCGGAUCUUACCUGCGAAAUUGAAAGUUGUCGGAAACUAAUGAGGACAACAGAAGACUUGGAAUCGCACAAGAAAGAUCACAAGCAUCAUCCGAGCCCAAACGUCUGUGAUUUCUGUGGUGAUACCGUUGAAAACAAGUUGAAGUUGAAAAUGCACGUGCUGAGUUUGCACAGAAACGAGAUCGGCGUUUCGUGUGGGGUCUGUUUAAUUCCUAUGAAAGAUCCAAAGGAUCUGAAGAAACACGUCGAAGAGGUUCACGAGAGUAUUCUUUUACGACCGAAUACUUGUCAAGUUUGUGGCAAACAGUACGCUUCGAAGUGGAAGGCAUUCGAUCACACGAAAAAGUGUCACGGUAAAGUGUUCCGCACAUGCAAACAAUGCUUGGCUGUGUUCACAUCCGACGAGGAUUUGCGGUAUCACUACGAGCACAUUCAUAACAUUCCCAAAGAUCAACUUGACGCUUAUCAGUACAGAUUGGAAGUUCGUGGCAAACAAGCUCGAAUGGACGAUUUUGAUCUUGGACCACUGGAAGUCGUGGUGAAAGAAGAGCCCGACGAACUUGAAUUCGAUAUGGAUCCGUUCGAUGAAAACUCGAACGACUCCAAACGAAAGCGCUCUGAGAUGGACACUCACGACUGUGAAAUCUGUCCGGAAAUCUUCCUCAAUCAGGAGUUACUUUCGUCGCAUUACAGAAACGUUCACAACACCGAUCCGGCAAGAAUGAUCAAGAAAUUUAAGACGGAAGUAGGUUCGGGAAAGAAUAUGCGCGAACGCGAGAACUACGAGUGUAAGAAUUGUCAAAAACAAUUCUGUACAAAAACGCUGUACAUGAGUCACGUUAGCAUGUGUACUCGCAAAGCUGGCUCGUCAAUUCUCGAAGCGCACUUAAAGAACAACAAUCAGAUUCAGAUCAAGAGAGAAGAACCGGAACCGGUAAUGUGCGAAACAAAUUUAAAUAUUCCGGAUUUCAAUCUGUUUGAGGAUAUCAACAUGCAGCUGUCGGGGCAGAAACCAGUGCCGAGUUUGAUGCCACUUGCAAGUAGCGGUAGUGUCCAUAUGUCGAAGGGCUCCAAGUACUCGAGGAAAGACUCGAGAAAAGUGUACGAUGAGUCGACAAAUACCGAAUGCACGUGCGAGGUGUGUGGCAAACAAUGGCCAGCGAAGAAACAUCUGUGGCAGCAUUUGAUUAGGUUCCAUAGAGCGGAAGCGGCGGUUACUUGCGGAGUGUGCUUGAAACUUUGUGCGACGUACGAGGAUCUGUCGGAUCAUCUGAAUAACGUACAUCCGACGAUACUCACGACGACAGGCAACAACUUCACUUGUAAAGUUUGCGGACGAUAUCACAACGCGAGGAGUAAGCUGCUGCUGCACAUGAGUAUACAUAUUAAUUGUAAGAGCAAUUCGGUAUGCGCGAGAUGCAACAGGAGCUUCGAGAACGAGGAAAAAUUAAAGGAACACAUUGCUAUGUGUAUGGGCGCACGAGAAGGUCAAGCACCUGGUGAAGAUCAAGUCGAGAUAAAGAUGGAAGAUCACGAUAUAAAAGAAGAAGAGGGUAGUUUAAUCGGUGAUGAAGAUGAUGGUCAGUCUGACUCGGAUAAUAGCAGUUCUAACGAUUCCGAUAGUAGUAAUUCUGACAGUGAUAGUUCAAGUGACGACGACUCAAGCAACAGCAGUAAAGAAACCGAGAACAAAGAAGUCAAUCCACAAGAGUCGAUGAGUAUGCCCGACGAAGAUGAAAUGUACGAAGAAUCGGAAAACGAUGAGUACGUGAAAAAGAAUCAGCAGGAGAUACAGCAGAAGUACGAAGCUCCACGGAAAGAACAGAUGCUCGUCAAUUAUUUCGAUGACGAAGGUCCACCUGCACUUAGUCCCAUGAUGUCUAUGGCCAUUAAGGAACAGAAUGAAGAUGAUAGUCAAUUAAGUAGAAGUGCUUUGAGCACUGACAAAGCUAAGAGUGAUGCUAGUGAAGAAGACAGUAGUGACGAGGAAGAAGCGGAGGAAAGCGAAGUCGAAGAAGUGGUACAACACGCGCAGAUUGUUGAUCCAAAUAGUGCACUCCACGUCGACGAUAACUCCGAUGAAGAACAAGAGCAAGGGGAAGGGCAGGAAUUGGAAGCAGAAGAACAGGAAGUAGAAGGCGAGCAAGAAGAGGAGGAAGGAGAAGGAGAUGGAGAGGAAGAGGAAGAGGAAGAGGAAGAGGAGAUUGAGCAAGAACAUGAACAAGAACAAGAAGUUGAGGAGCAAGAAGGCGAAGAACAGGAAGUUGACGAGCAAGAAGGUGAAGAACAGGAAGUCGAAGAAGACGAUGAAGGUUUAAAUGGCACGGAAGUAUUGGAAGUCGAUGAAAAUGACAUGCAAAAUCUUAACGGCACAGUACUGAUGUUAGCAAACGAUGCCGACGGCAAUCAAAUCCUCGUCGAGCGUAACAUUGCUGACCUCGAAAAUGACGACUCAGUUCACGAUAUGGCACAGUAUGUUUUCCAAGAUGGGGAAGGUUUUGCUCUCGAGGACUACGAGGCCAUCGUCGAAGGCCAAGGUGACGAGGACGAUGAUGGAGAGCAGCAAACCUUUGAAAUGGAAAUCGGCCAAGCCCAAGAGGAGGAAGAAGAGGAGGAGGAGGAGGAGGAGGAGGUCGAGGAAGAGGAGGACGAGUGA